Messenger RNA from Nerophis ophidion (straightnose pipefish), 8145 nucleotides. It is a transcript of the gene clmna, whose product is annotated as calmin a. The transcript is spliced from 13 exons. Gene Ontology annotation, biological process: nuclear migration. The record is from RefSeq and is a predicted model, not a curated record. Gene Ontology annotation, cellular component: cytoplasm; meiotic nuclear membrane microtubule tethering complex; nuclear outer membrane. Gene Ontology annotation, molecular function: actin filament binding. Bases 396 to 3725 code for a protein of 1109 amino acids. NCBI's taxonomy places the organism in Eukaryota, Metazoa, Chordata, Actinopteri, Syngnathiformes, Syngnathidae.
CUGGGACCCCGCCCACACCGGAAGUAUCAGCCAGGUGCUGGUGGUCUUCAUCCUCUCCGCCGACGUGACCAUGAUGGUGGUCACGUGAUCACGAUGGUGGUCAUUUCUCCUCACAGCCGUCGGACGGAAGCACUUAUUAAUAUUCAUGUCAGCUUUUAGAGUCAAGAUGUUUGUGAAGAUGUGCUGAUACAUCAUGGCUGCCGCUUCCCGCCAUCUCAUCCUUUGAUGUGUGUGCUGCGCGGGACAAUAGGACGACAACAACAACAACAACAACAAGAAGAAACAGGACGCGGCUUCCUGCUGUCUGAGCUGCGGGGAUUGUGGACUUCUUUCCACUUCAUGAGGGACCUCGCUGCCUGCCUGCCUGCCUGCCGACUUUGUGGCUGAGGGCGAGCAUGGCCGCCUCUACUUCUCUUCCUACUUCUUCUCCUUCUGUUCCUUCUCCUGCUGCUCCUCAGUGGAAGGACUGGUUCGAACGCGAGGAGUUGAUCGGACACAUCAGCGACAUGCGGGUCCAGAACCUCCAAGUAGAGAGACAAACGGUUCAGAAGAGGACUUUUACUCGAUGGAUAAAUCUGCAUUUGAAAAAGUGUGACCAACCCAUUGAAGUCCAAGACCUUUUCCAAGAGAUCCAAGAUGGACGGAUUCUCAUGGCUCUUCUGGAAGAACUCUCUGGCUGCAAGCUGCUUCAUGGCUUCAAGAAGUCCUCUCAUCGUAUCUUCAGACUCAACAACAUUGCCAAAGUCUUGGCCUUCCUCGAAGAGAGAAAUGUGAAGCUUGUCAGUAUCGACGCUGCUGAUGUUGCUGAUGGAAACUCCUCCAUUAUACUGGGACUCAUUUGGAACAUCAUUCUCUUUUUCCAGAUAAAGGAGUUGACUGGCAACAUAAGGAGUCAGUUUCCGUCCACAUCCAGCCUGUCAUCCAUAGCUGGCAGCUCUGAUCCAGCUCCCCGCAACAUUCCACUGAGCGAGACAGCGAUGGUGGCCGCCAGCACAAGAGAAGACAGCAAGGCCAUUAAAAAGCUGUUGCAGUGGGUACAGAAGCGAACGCGCAGGUAUGGUGUGGCGGUUCAGGACUUUGGCAAGAGCUGGACAAACGGUCUUGCUUUUCUCGCUGUCAUCAAGUCUAUUGACCCCAGCCUGGUAGACAUGAGGAAGGCCUUGCUAAGGAACGCCAGAGAAAACCUUGAAGACGCUUUCAGGAUCGCUCACUACAGCUUGGGUAUCCCGCGCCUUCUUGAGCCUGAAGAUGUGACCAGCAAUGCACCAGAUGAACAGUCCAUCAUGACAUACGUGUCACAGUUCCUUGAGCACUUCCCGGGCACAGAGGAGCCAAAACAGGCUUACCCGCUGAUUGAAAGGAGCACCUCCAUGGGCCGACUCAACUUCCGUAACGCCGACCUGCACCACUUGGUGAAUAAUGCUCACUCUGGCCGAGUGAAGGACAGGUUCUUAAUGUUCCAGAAGGACUCUGCACAACCUCCAUCCAAAAUCUUGUGUUCGUCCAUGUCAGAGGACAGAGGGGGCAUGUCACCAGCUAUUAAACCAGCCAUGUCUCGCACUUGGUUUAGUGAAGACUUCUUGGCUGAUUCCCCCUUCACAAAAGACAGUUUGAGCAGCGUGGAAGAAAACCUGAAAGAACCGACAGAAGAUGUCUCAACCAGCUCCAUGGAGGACUCCCAGCUGAAUGAUCCUCACUCUCCCAUUGACUCGACAUUACCUGAGUUAGUGACAACUGAAUCCGUCAUGGGCGAUUCAGCUAUUAACUCUCCAGAUUCCUGGGUGGAGAGCGAGGAAUGUGCUGUUCCUGUGAAGAGCCAGAGUGACAGUUUACUGUAUGAUUGCACGACACCUUGGGAUGUUUACCGUGCUAUUCCCGUGAAAAUUACGACCGUUGAUGGAGGUUUUGUCCACCUUGCGGAGAAAGUGCUAGAUGACCAGUCAAUGGCUGAGUCAUUUAUUGAUGAAGGAGUCUUUUCACUCAACUCCUUAAGUAGUAUGCAAGACGAAAUUCUAGGCACCAGAGAGAAAAAGGUGCUGGACAAUGACAUGGUCAAAGAAAAGAAUGAGGUAAAUCUCGAGAGCCAUAAAGACUUUUCACCGAAACCGUUGAAAGAACUUGAAUUGGACAACGAGCGUGAGAAAACAGAUUGUCAUUAUCAACAAAUUGAUGCAAGUUAUUGUCAAAAAGAAGAAAUAUCCAUAGAAGAAUCUCCUUUUGAAAAAUCAUCAUCCUUUGGAGGUGGUAAUCAGCCGGAAAGUGAUGAUUCUAACCAAUUCCAAAACUUGUCUAAACCUGAACCCCAAUCAUCAUCCGUCCAAAAACCUGGGGAGAAGUACGGAGUUACGCCAAGCUGUUCUAGAGAAGACAAGUGUUUAGAGCAACCUACGGAUCCUUUAUUGUUGGUUGAUAAAGGACCAUUUAAUGACCAGACAAAUAGACUUCAAGGUGAAAAUGUUGGUAAAGGACUUCAAAUGGAAAAUGAAUGCCAUAAAACGCACAAUUCUCAACAAAUCGAUGAAAUUUAUUUUCUUAAAGAUGAAGAGUCCUUAAAGGAAGACGCAGGCCUUGUAAAACUGUCGUCCUUCGGAGACGACGUUUUACUGGAAAGAGAUGAACCUCAAGCAUAUUCUGACCAAGAAUUCAAAGGGCAGUAUAUUGCUCCACCAAGCUCUUACGGAGAGAGUUUGAAGCAAGCGGUGGACACCUGCCAAGUUAUUGAAGGAGAGUUUGAUUGUGAAAACAAUCAUGAAGAAGUACUUCCGUUCAAAGAUGAAUGUAAGAACACAGAAAGCUUGUUACAGGACAGAGGAGCUGAGGCAGAUGGAGUUGUACUUGAAGGGACGGAAGCCGCCACAGUAACGCAAAAUGAAGCCAUCGACGGGGCCAGAAGAUGCUGCCCAGAUCUUCCAACAGACUUGAGCUCUGAGAACCAAUAUGAAAUCUCACAAAUAAGUUCAAAGCAAUAUGCAAGAACUGAUACUAGGAGUCAAACACCUGGACAGGACAGGACAACAAGACCGUCAGAUGAGCGUCUACUCCCAGCUGAGAAAGCUCCUGUGUGUUGUGAAGCACCUGAGACCUCCAGGAAAACGGAGGAAGAGCUUGGCAGGUGCACAUCAACAGAAGACAUAGCUUGUGACUUCAACGAGCCGAUGGAUCUGUUUUACCCGUACAAAGAGGAAAACGUAUUCACAGAGCCGCUCGAUAACGAAAUGCAGAGCUGGCCGUCUGUCUUGACUGUCUCUGCCUUGGAGCCAGCUCCAGCUUCCAAGAUGCCGCCAGAAGACCAACCCCUUUGUGCCAUGGAGGAUAACUUCCUUGUGGAUUUGCUACAUAACGAUAAUAAGGCGGAGAAAGACAGCACGUCUGCACCCGGAGAACCACGCCAGCUUCCUGGACUCAUGGGAGCUUUUCCAAUUACCUACAGCGAUGGAAGCCAAGACUCUUUCAAGGAAAUCACAGAGUCUGGGAGUUUCCCUUCCAGCCAUGACAGUCCAAGUCAGGAAGAGGAAGUCCUGGUCCCUCCAGUCCUCCGUCACAGGAAGGGUCUUCACCUGUGUCAGCCCACGUCGCAGGACAAUGGCGUCAACAGGACUACAAAACAGAACAUGGACAACUUAGAACCUUGCUGGAGCGACAGCUGGGAGCCGUACCUUCUGUUAGUGGCGUGGAUUGUGCUGUUCUGCGUGAUGCUGCUGCCUCAGAUGGACGUCAAGAUUUGAGCCGUGAAGACACACACUUUCAUAAACUAUUAUUAACUAUUAGUCACAUUUUAUGCAAGUAUUUACUCACACAAACACACACAACCUUUGACCGAGUCAAGACAAUUGGCAAGCUUUUAUUGUUUAUUGUGAUGAAUAUAAUUAUGGGUAAUAUUAUUCUAAUUAUGGUUUUCUGUUUGACCAAGUAAAGCGUUGUGCAGAUGAUAGGGAAACUCCUGUUGCAAAAUCAUUUCUCAGGUUUCUGCUCUAUUUCUAGGAAAGUAGUUGAGUAGUACUAGAUUAAGUAGUAGUAGUAGUAGUUUAAAAAUAAAAAGAAUGACAUUUUGGAGAUGGAAAUAUGUGUAUGUAGGAGAAAAGAGAAGUGUUUACAAAGUUUCACAUUUGGAGCGCAUGCUAGUAUGGCUUUGCUAUUUUUACAAAUAUUACUCUUGUUGUGAUGAUAAACAAACAUUUUAUAUUUGAUAAUACAAAUAUCUCAUGGCAGAAAGUCAAGAAGCCUCCAAGAAAGAUUGCUGCAGGAUUCUUUUCUCCCGCGUGGAGAAAGUCAUGCACUCAGGGCUCCGAGCAGUCAGUCAGUCGCCUUCUUCCGCACCAAACUCCUCCGAGCAGGCCUUGAUAGUUACGACACACACUCAACAUAUUUUACUACAAGAUGGGAUCUUACAGUUAUAUUGUAAAUAUGGCAGACAUUCUUCAACAUCCCAACCUUUCAAUGAGUGGAAAACUCCUCAGAUAAAUAGUAAAAUAGAAUGUUUGCAAUAUUAUUUAUCCUCAAAACACAAUAGUUAUAAUUUAGCCUUAGGAAAAUAACAAUUCAAAUAAUUUAUCCUAAUUGUUUUAUCUUUAAAGUAAUAAUAGUUAUAAUAUAUCCUAAAAAAAAAAAUAAUAAUAAUGUAUCCUGAAAUAAAUCAUUAUAAUUUAUUCUUAGCUAAAUAGCAAUUAACAUAAUUUAUUCUAAGACAAAUAAUUCAAAUAACAUAUCCUUGGAUAGAAAAUAAUGAUUCAUUCCCAUAUAAAUAAUAACAAAAAUGAUCGUCAAAAUAAUAAUAAAAAUGCUUCGGAUAAAAAUAUUUACAAUAAUUUUCCCAGAGAAAUAAUAAGUAAAAUAAUUUAUCCUCAGAUAAAUAACAUGAGAAAUAUAUUAUUUUCAGUUAAAUACUGAUAUUUUAAAAAAUAAUAAUUUUAGCCCUGCAUUAAAAAUAAUAUUGUCAUAUUUUAUCCUCAGAUGGUCCGAAUACUUUUGUUCCUCGACUGUAAUGUAAGUUGUAAAUAAAGAGCUCAGUCAGUCACACUGGACACACAACACCUGAAAUACUGCAAAACACACAUCAUUAACAUCAUUUUUUAAAACGGUUUGAUGCACAAUUUCUGAUUGGCUCAAAACAAAUAUUGGCCACACCCAUGCAGGAAGUGAACCUGGCCUCCUGAUUGGCUCAGACAGAUAUUGGCCACACCCAUGCGGGAUGUGAACCUGGCCUCCUGAUUGGCUCAAUACAAAUAUUGGCCACACCCAUGCAGGAAGUGAACCUGGCCUCCUGAUUGGCUCAAAACAAAUAUUGGCCACACCCAUGCAGGAUGUGAACCUGCCCUCCUGAUUGGCUCAGACAGAUAUUGGCCACACCCAUGCAGGAAGUGAACCUGCCCUCCUGAUUGGUUCAGACAGAUAUUGGCCACACCCAUGCGGGAUGUGAACCUGGCCUCCUGAUUGGCUCAGACAGAUAUUGGCCACACCCAAGAUAUUCAAAGAAGACAUUUUUGUUAGGUUAGCAAAAUAUCUUAGAAGACAUUCCGAUGACAUCAAAAGAGAACAAGGAAGCACUUUCCAGUCAAUAUUUCCCCUGUCGGAACCUACGCCGACUGCUAGCUUUACCACCAGAAAGAAUGUUUUCAUCAACUUUUCUGUGAAGACUUUCAGUAGGUUUGCUGCUCUUUCUGUCGACUUCUUCAGCAAAGUGGCUUCCACCUUUAAUGUUGCAGUUCUCUCAUAACUUAUUCUUACUUUAAUCAUCAAAACAAAUGUACUUUCUUUUUCAUCCCAAUUAUACAUGGAUUCUUUUCCAAGGAAGGUCGUGCACAUGGCAGAUGAUUGUAUAGUAAUCCUUGAUUGUACAUACACAUACUCAUAAUAUAUAUUUGUACAUAUAGCGGGGGGGGGGGGGGUACACGUUGAAUGAUGAUCCCUACAAAGAUCUGAAAAAUUCUUAAUUUUAUGGUACAGUAGGUAUGGUUGCUGCGUGUGACUAAAACAUUAAGGAGUGGGACUAUUCAGGCCUGGCUGCAGUGUGCUCAAACAACCACCAGGUGGCGUCAGUGUCAGAUAGCACUGUAUUAUCUUAUCUUAUCUUAUCUUUUUCACGUCACUCACACUUUAAGUGAGGGUUGAGGCAAAAACCAACCCAGACCCACCAUAGCUUAGCACUUAUUUUACACAUCAAAUACAAAUGCAUUUAUUAACUUCAUUUUUUUAUGCAAACAUUCUUUGUCAAUUACCGUAUUUUCCAGGCUAUAGAGCACAUUUUUGUAUGUAUAUUAGCCCCACUAGACUAUAAACAUACUUGCCAAGCCUCCCGGAUUUUCGGGAGACUCCCAAAAUUCAGCGCCUCUCCCGAAAACCUCCCAGGACAAAUUUUCUCUCGAAAUUCAGGCGGAGCUGGAGGCCACGCCCCCUCCAGCUCCAUGCGGACCUGAGUGAAGACAGCCUGUUUUCACGUCCGCUUUCCCACAAUAUAAACAGCGUGUCUGCCCAGUGACGUUAUAACUGUAGAACGAUGGAGGGCGAGUUCUUGGUUUCUUAUGUGAGUUUUUUGUCGGGCAGUUUCAUUAACGUCCUCCCAGCGCGGUAACAACACACAACAACAGCAGUCACGUUUUCGUCUACCGUAAAGCAGUUCGUCUGCCGUAAACAGCAAUGUUGUGACACUCUUAAAGAGGACAAUACUGCCAUCUACUGUACAUGCAUAUGUGACAAUAACAUCUACAGCAGGGGUCAGCAAACUUUUCGAAACCAAGAGCUACUUCUUGGGUACUAAUUAAUGCGAAGGGCUACCAGUUUGAUACACAUUUAAAUAAAUUGCCAGAAAUAGCCAAUUUGCUCAAUUUACCUUUAACUCUGUUAUUAUUAAUAAUUAAUGAUAUUUAUCUUUGUGGAAACACUGAUUAUCUUAAUGAUUUCUCACAAUAAAUAUAUAUUUUUUAUGUCAUGUUUUAAGUAGGUUUAAAUCCAAUCUGCACUUUUCCAGCUGUAAAUAUACUCCUCCCCUCUUAACCACGCCCCCCGCCCCACCCCCCACCUCCCGAAAUCGGAGUUCUCAAGGUUGGCAAGUAUGACUAUAAGCCGCUGAUAUAUGGAAUUUUAAUUAACAUUUACACACCUUGAUUGUUUCCAAACAGUGCCUGUCACACGGCAGUAAAACAGCCGAUCAAACAAAACAGAAGUCAUCGUCAUGGCGCCACUAGCUGCAGAAGCUAGCUCUCCAAUCAGCUAAAGAGACCUAAACAACAAUACAAACAGAAUGCCACUUUAAGCUAAUAAUACAGCAACCCCAAACAGGACAAGCUGUAGAAAAUGGAUGGAUGGAAUACUAACCUGUUAGAAUAUUCGCUCAUGCUAACGACGCUAGCUUGAUUACAUUAAGAUAGCACGUACAAAUGAGCAUGAAAACAGACUUCACACAUGGGACACUUUGGUAAGUAUGAAUAGUUUAAAAGUUGUAAAAAUUCCAAGCGUUGCUCGGAGUGAUGAAGGAAGAAUGCUUUCCAGCAGAAAUGCUGUGGGCGGUUUUACUUUCGUUCAAAGGCAUGAAACAGGAACUACAUUUUCUACCUUCAGCACCUGCAGUGAGUAAACCCGUCCAACAUGUGGCGCCAUCGCACAAAGAAUGACACACCUUUUUAGCGUCUCUCUGGGUGUGAUAUGUCCAACAUGUGGCGCCAUAGCACAAAAAAUGACACACCUUUUUAGCGUCUCUCUGGGUGUAAUAUGAAAACAGUUUGGCAAAUACAAAACAUCAGCGUAGAUAAAUCCAUAAAUAAGCCCCACCGUUUUAUAAGCUGCGGGGUUCAAAGCGUUGGAAAAAAGUAGCGGUUUAUAGCCUGGAAAAUGAGAUAAUGCAUCAAAAUGGGGUCUUCUUCCAUAGUUACUAAAGCUGUGCUGCAGUAUUUAGGUCGUGACAGUUCUAAGGAUGUGUUGUUGCCACUUUGAAAAGCCAUUUAACAGUUGAGAUUCUUUGAAAUGUGUCAAAUCUGCUGAUGUACAAUUUGAUUUAGUUUGACAUGAUUGUGGAAUGAAGACACGCUUGAGAUUUGUGCUGCCGGCCCAUGGAAAUAUUUGUCAGUGUCUUCUUUUUGUGGCAUUGACGUGAUUGUAUUGCUGCUCGCUAUGUCGGCUUCUACUCGCUAAAUAAAAGCUUUUCACCCCCAA